Eremothecium sinecaudum is the source of this 1977-nucleotide messenger RNA. RefSeq lists its product as uncharacterized. NCBI's taxonomy places the organism in Eukaryota, Fungi, Ascomycota, Saccharomycetes, Saccharomycetales, Saccharomycetaceae. The coding region runs from base 1 to 1977 and encodes 658 amino acids. The record is from RefSeq and is a predicted model, not a curated record. The transcript has a single exon.
AUGUUCAGACUAGUUCAGCAUACUCAGGUCCUGAAGUCCAGGGUUCCAAAUCAUUUGGCAUCUGCCUCAAAAAGAAACUCGUUCAAGUUUAACAGUACUGUUACGCGCGAAAGACCAACGUCGCCGGACCCGGCACCACCUCUGGAGGGAACUCUGGCUGGAUCAAAGCAAGGGAGUGGAAAUAUAUGUGAAAAACAGGAGCUAAAUGCUGGCCAAGUAUUGGGAAUUCAUAAAAACGUAAAACUAAAUGACAAAAAAUUUAAUUCAGGCCAAAACUCCCCUUGGAAACACAAGAGAAAUGCCUUUAAUGAAUACGUUAAUAACACGUUCGAUUCAAACAACAGACGGUUCUCAGGAGAUCUCACUCCAGUUAGAGCUUCGCUUUUCUGGGAUUCUAUUACCAAGGCGGUAACUCUGUAUAAAGAGCUUUCCGCAGUCUCGGGGCUGGAUGCCUUACAGGUUGGAAGGUUUGUUUCUAUGCUACAUACUGGAUUACGUGUGAACCGUGACAAACUUAUACGUUUAAAUGCGAAACCUGAUUAUGAUGCGAAUUCGUUUUAUUCUGAGAUGACUACUUUUCUAUGUGAAUCAUUGAGAUCUGUGAAACAGGAUAUCCUUUCACAGAAGGUCGAAGUUUCUGAUCAUGGUGCUUUCCAUCUAUUGCAGAGUUUUAAAGAGUUGCUUUUAGAACGCGAAGCCUAUGAUACUUGGCUAGCUGCGAUCAAUUCGGGAGUUGAUUCCCUUUCUACACCUUUUAUGAGCGCGACAUCGUUGGGGAGUGUAUUGCCAUUACUACAGAACUACGGUCAUACAUUUGAACAGAUCUGCUCUCUUUACGACCGCGCACGUAUACCAAAAAAGGGUGCUCUGUCCCAUCUUCUUGCUCUUGGGUUCAUAAGGGCCGCUCUAGAAGCAGGCGAAAAUGCUAAAGCAUUAGAGGUGUUCCAGGAACUAUGUGAAAACAGCAAGCAAGGUGUUAGUAGAUCAAUUCUCACUGGAGUACACGUAGCUUUUAUAGGCGACUGCAAAGACUUAAUGAUUGCCACGACUUUUUUUGAACGGUCUACAGCAGGCGAUGUACCUUAUAAGAUAAACGUUCCAGUUUCCGCCGUCAAGAAACUAAUUAACAGAACCUGGAAUGAAAGGAAGGAUUUCAAAGCUGUUUAUGAUUUAUGGAUUAAGGCACUUCUUUAUUAUGGGGACUCAAUAUCUGCAGGUGUUUGCUGUUCCUUGAACUCGGAACUUUUCACUAUUUUCUUUGAGCACCAUAUGGAGGAGAAAAUAAAAGGUGCUAACCACUUGAGAAAGAUCAUUGAUAGUUAUAGCAAGAUUAGACCAAUUGAUGAGACAUUCUUGAACGUUAUUUUAACUAAAUGUGCUGUUUGGAAAGACCGUCAAAUAAUUACCUCGAUCGAAGAGUCGUAUGAUCAUUAUGGUGUAACCAAGACUAUUGUUACAUAUAGGAUAUUGUUGAAAGCUUUAGGUUCUAUCAAUGCCUCAACUGAAGAGAUCUAUGGAAGGUGGAUCGCUUUACUAAAAAAGACUGACAAAAGCAAGUAUUCAUAUAUUGCCAAUGCCGACUGGGCUGCGUUGCGUGAUGCCACUUUGAGUUGUUUUCGCAUUUUGAAAACCGAUUUAGCCAAGGAAUCUGUUAAAAUUGAUAACUACAAUCCUGCUUUGGAAGCUGCCAAUGCUUCUGGUGCAUUUGAUGAUGAUAUCCUUACCACCAAUUCGACAUCGUCUGACGCAAAUUUAGUUAUCUCCGAUGAAAGACUGGAAGAGAUGGUAGUUUUUUACUAUUCUGUUGCAACGGUUUUUCGCAAGUAUUGUCGAGAUAAUGAACAGUACGUUCGCUACACUAAUGGAAUUACCGAAUUUAUUCCUGAGGUUCUUCCAUAUCUGGCCAAAAAUACAAAAAAAAUACAAUCGGCUCAGUUUACUGUGCCUGAAUUCAGGUAUAUUCGGGUUAACAUUUAA